GCCACGCUCGUGUGGAUUGUGAGAAUUUGGUCGUGUAUUCGAGAAGAAAAAUACGUGAGCCGAGCUCACGAAUCUUUCUCCAAUUCGACAAACUGUGCGUACAUAUCGUCGACAGAACAACUCUGGUAUACCAACGAUGAUAAUGAGAAUAAUGAUGAUAAAAGUCUGUUCGAAUGGCGGAUACCGUGAAUAGUUUAGUAUCGGCUUCCACUGUGGUAGUGAAUGCGGUAUACGCCAUACUUGAUACUGGGCACAUGCAGUCGUGUUACGCGACUCGGAUUGACCGGGUGGCUUUUUCUGUUGCAUCGAGUUAACGAAUGGAUAACAAUUGUUACGAGUGACAAAGUCCGAAUACCCAGAGCGUCGGGCUUCGUUGAGACUAGAGACCAAGAUGUCGUGGGACGACAUAGUAUACGUUAUAUUGCUCCUAUUCUGCAUCGGUUUCGGACAUUUAUACAGAAAUAUCAGUGAUCCCAUCGCUAAGCAAUGGGCCAGCACUCUGGUCGGGUUUGCUGUGGCUUUCAUCGCCGCUGGGACACAAAUAAUUCAUCCUAUUUUCGUUACCUUCGUUAACGCGCUUAUAAUUACACAAAUAUCUUACAAAAAAUGCCACAUCGCCAGUUUUGGCUUUACAUUUUUUUAUCUACUCGGUAUUUUCCGACUUGCUGAUUGGUAUGGAUUCACCAUGCCAUCAGGACCCACAAACUUGAUACAAAUGAUGCUGACAUUAAAACUGGUUGGACUUGCAUUUGAAAUAAAUUCAGCUGCUACAGCACCAGAAGAUGAUCCAUGGGGUGCUAAGUCUGAAGCAUUUGAAAAAAUUCAAUUUCUCGAUGUUUUUCACUACGGAUUCGGCUAUAUCGGACUGUUGACUGGACCUUAUUAUCGGUACAGAACAUACUGGGAUUCGAUUCAUAGACCAUUUUCAAAGUACGCAGACCAUUGGGGAGUCACAUUAGAUAAACUGAAAGGAAUAUCUUGUUUUAUCGUUAUUUAUUUGUUCUUGAACUACUGGUAUCCGGCAUCGUACAUGCUGACCGACGAAUUCAUGGAGCGAUCGUUAUUUUAUCGAAUUUUAUACAUCUACCCAACAUUCCAUGUAUUUAAAAUGAGAAUAUACGCUGGCAUGGCUCUGUCCGAAUGCGUUUGUACUAUGGCCGGACUAGGAGCUUAUCCUAAAAGUAGUAACCCGGUGGCUGGACUUGGGCCGAAAAAUUAUCAGGCGAUCGACAGUUUGAGCAAAAAUGCAGACAAAUUAAAGUCUGAGGAUAUCGAUUUUGAAACCGUUCACAACAUAAACACAUGGGGUGUUGAAAGCUGCACUAACGUUAGAGUAGCCAUGAAAAUGUGGAACACAUGUACGCAAUACUGGAUGGCAAAUUGUGUGUACAGGAGAUUUCCACACAAGGGACUUCGGACUCUUGUCACAUUCGUAUUAUCAGCUUUAUGGCAUGGAUAUUACUUUGGAUAUUACAACACGAUUUGUUCGAUCGUUUUGUACCUGCCAAUGGACGACAUUUACGUGAAAUUUAAUAAUCAUAGCGAAGAGAAUAGUUUGGCAAAAAAGGGAUGGAGCUUUUUCGGAUGGUUCAUGAAAACUUUCUGCAUGUGCUAUCUGGGACUUUCUUUUCAAGUAUUAAAAAUGGCAGACGCGCUCACUUUAUAUGGUACCAUAUAUUUUGUGGGGCAUAUACUGGUGGCCGUUCUAUAUGUGAUAGGAAGGAUUAUAAAGCCCUAUAUCCUGGUAAAACCAAAGGAUAAGGAGGGUUGAUCUCAUCAAUUGUUAUUCAUUGUUAAGAAUCUUAUUAUUACCGCAACGCAUGCACACGUUUUAUACUUACGUAAGUUCAAAUUAUAUCAGUAAACGUACUGGAAUCUCAAGACAUAGGUGAAAUAUGAAUAUCUGCAAUUGUAAUGAAAUCUCAUGUUUAAAUAAUGUACGGCUGGCGUUAUCUUAUCAGAUCUGAAGUAACUUAGGCAUAAAAAUUAUGAUUACAAUACCGUCCAGGCGUAGUAAAUAGACUGGAGUUGAAAUAAUCGACAAAAAAGCUUGUAAAAAAAUAGUCACCCCCGAAUAGAUUUCAUUUCAAUUUUAGAAACUUAAUGUACAAGAGUCAAAAAAUUAUGAUGUUAUUAAAACUUCGAAUAACGUUA
This is a messenger RNA of Athalia rosae (coleseed sawfly), 2154 nucleotides long. It is a transcript of the gene frj, whose product is annotated as lysophospholipid acyltransferase 7. Gene Ontology annotation, biological process: lipid modification; phosphatidylinositol biosynthetic process. The record is from RefSeq and is a predicted model, not a curated record. NCBI's taxonomy places the organism in Eukaryota, Metazoa, Arthropoda, Insecta, Hymenoptera, Athaliidae. Bases 392 to 1771 code for a protein of 459 amino acids. Gene Ontology annotation, molecular function: lysophospholipid acyltransferase activity. The transcript has 6 exons. Gene Ontology annotation, cellular component: mitochondria-associated endoplasmic reticulum membrane contact site; membrane.